Seriola aureovittata is the source of this 855-nucleotide messenger RNA. It is a transcript of the gene mrpl17, whose product is annotated as mitochondrial ribosomal protein L17. The record is from RefSeq and is a predicted model, not a curated record. The transcript has 4 exons. Gene Ontology annotation, cellular component: mitochondrial large ribosomal subunit; ribosome. Bases 141 to 638 code for a protein of 165 amino acids. NCBI's taxonomy places the organism in Eukaryota, Metazoa, Chordata, Actinopteri, Carangiformes, Carangidae. Gene Ontology annotation, biological process: translation. Gene Ontology annotation, molecular function: structural constituent of ribosome.
CGGAACCUUUGCUCUCGUGUUCCAUCGAAAAGUCGGACAAAUUUUCCGACGCACCACCAAUGUCAAACUCAGCGCUCUUCGCAUUGACAUAAGCGACCUGAGGACUUGUUCUUACCCAGAGGCGAAUCUAACCGGACAAGAUGCGCCUCACGCUACAAAUGUUGAUCUCGCACGGCCGGGUGGCCCGGAAGAUGGGUCUGGGUCCGCAGUCCCGGAUCAACAUGCUGCGGAACAUCUUGACAGGACUGGUCCGACAUGAGAGGAUAGAAACCACGCUGGCGAGAGCAGAUGAAGUCCGCUUCUACGCCGAAAAGCUGGUUGACUAUGCCAAAAAGGGAGACACUGAUGAGAAGGCGAUGAAAAUGGCCAGUUUUUGGCUAACGGAAAAGGAUCUGGUCCCAAAGCUCUUCAAGGUCCUUGCUCCACGGUUUGAGACCCAGUCCAAUGGCUACACACGGAUGGCACGCAUUCCCAACAGACAGAACCUGGACAGAGCAAAGAUGGCCGUCCUGGAGUACAAAGGCAACCCCUUCCCGCCUCUCUAUCCUGUCAAAAAGGAGAAUGAACUGACUCUCAUCAACCAGCUGCUCAAAGGCUACAGAGAGGAAAGGGCACAACAGUUAGCUGCAAAAUCGUAAUUCAUACCACGGUGUUGGAUAAAUGGUCGCUGAACGCUGAUGGUUGGAUGCUGAAAUGCCCUGAAGAGUCACUUGCAGAUUGUGGCCUAUAGAGACUGAUGCAUUUCUUCACCAAAAGAACAGUUCAAAACCUACAGUGUCAACUGCGGCCAGGAACAUUUCUGUAUGAGAUGAUUUCUGAUUGGAUAUGAUUAAUAAAUGUGAUUCAUGAACAGAA